Messenger RNA from Cokeromyces recurvatus, 1978 nucleotides. RefSeq names its product quinon protein alcohol dehydrogenase-like superfamily. Gene Ontology annotation, molecular function: protein binding. Bases 63 to 1796 code for a protein of 577 amino acids. Lineage: Eukaryota; Fungi; Mucoromycota; Mucoromycetes; Mucorales; Mucoraceae. The transcript has 2 exons. The record is from RefSeq and is a predicted model, not a curated record.
UUUUUUUUUUCUUUUCCUUAUUCUUCUUCUUUAAAGAAGAGAACAGUAAUAAUAAUAAAAAAAUGACUUGUACGACAAAAGCACCAAAACAUUGUUAUAGACAUAACCCAGAAUUAAUGAAAAUAAAGAAUAAAGAUGAAUUUGAUAUUGAACAAUUACAAGAGGAAUUAGCUUUUGUACCUGAAAAAAAUCAAUCUCAAAUUGCUUUAGUCUGGAAUAUCUUUCAACAAUCUUCAAAAGAAGAAAGACUUUUGAUUCUAAAAGGAAUUUUAGCCUCCGCAUGUACACCUCAAUUAUCGUUUAUCGCAAAUACAGUGAAACCUCUAUUAUGUAUCGAUUUUACUACCAUUUUCCCUACAGAAAUUACAAAGCAGAUUUUUUCAUUAUUAGACGCUACUUCUCUUUGCUCUGCAGCUCAAGUGAGUAAACAUUGGAAAUCAUUGGCAGAUGAUGAUACUCUAUGGCAUCGUAUGUGUGAGCAGCAUAUUAAUCGAAAAUGUACAAAAUGUGGUUGGGGACUUCCUUUACUUCAAAAACGUAAAGUGGUCUUCAUGGAUCAUCGUCUUGAUAACACAAGGAAGCGAUCUCAUUCAUCAAAUACAGCUUGUGAUAAUCAAGAUCAAAAACGCUUUUGUCCUGAUACGAGUUAUCGUAAAUCUUGGAAAGAUAUCUAUAGUGAACGUUUAAUUAUUGAACGUAACUGGAGAAACAAUUAUACAACGAAGCGAGUCCUUAAAAGAGUUCAUCAGGGAGGCAUUAGUUGUCUUCAAUUUUGUGAGUCUCAAAAUAUCUUAAUUACUGGUUCUUAUGAUAAAACAGCAAUUGUCUGGAAUCUUGAAACAGGACAAGUUCUGCGUGUCUUGAAGGGACAUGCAAGAUGUAUCCGUACUUUACAAGCGGAUGAUACCAAGUUAGUUACAGGUUCAAUGGAUAAUACAUUACGUAUUUGGAAUUAUCAUACAGGCCAAUGUAUUCGUAUUCUGGAGGGUCAUACAGAUGGUGUUGUCCAUUUGAAUUUCAAUUGUCGUAUCUUAGCUAGUGGCUCUGCUGAUGCAACCAUUAAAAUCUGGAACUUUCAAACAGGAGAAUGCUUUACUUUAGCUGGUCAUACAAAGAGUGUAAAUCAUGUUAGUAUUCAUAAAAUGAGUCCUCUUCUGGUCUCUAGCUCUGACGAUCACACAAUUCGCAUUUGGGACCUUGAAAAACGUGCCUGCGUAAGGAUUUUGAAGGGCCAUAUGGCUCCUGUUCAGACGGCUAUACCCUCUAUGCCUGGUUUCCUUCAUUGCUUUAUUAAAAAUAGUCAACUGAAAUCAUCAAAGAAAGGAAGACGAUCGAAUAAUAGCAACAGUAGUAGCAGCAGUGAUGAAGAUGAAGAUAACAGUAAUAUGAACAAAUUAAAUAUAGUGUCUGCAUCAACGACUACUACUACUAAUAAUAAUAAGACUCGCUAUUAUUCGUCGAACAAAACGAAUGAUGAUUGUAUUCGUUCUUCUGAACAAGUCGUCAUAUCAGGCUCCUUAGAUCAUACUAUCAAGAUUUGGUCUCUUGAAAGUGGUGAAUGUCUUCAGACGUUAUUUGGUCAUGUUCAAGGCAUUUGGUCAUUAGCCUAUGAUAAACUUCGUAUGGUUUCUGGUUCACAUGAUGGUACACUUAAACUUUGGGAUAUUGAAAGCGGUUUACCAAUGUAUUGUCUUGAAGGACAUAACUCAGCUGUUACAGCGGUUGCUCUAAGUGAUACUAAAAUUGUAAGUGCAGAUGAUGAAGGUAAUGUCCAUGUAUGGGACUUUGGUAUGUAAACUUAUUGAUACAAUAUACAUGUAAAUAUUCCCCUCCCCUUUAUAUAAAUACAUAUCUAAAUAUAUGUGCAUAUAUGUAUAGAAAUACAUAUAUAUAUAUAUAUAUAUAUCAUAAACUCUUCCUGUUUGUAUAUAUCUAAUAAAAUAAAUACAAAUCAUAGUAGUAUGAUUUUAUUAAAGUG